Molecule: messenger RNA, 2127 nt
Organism: Penicillium brevicompactum
Lineage: Eukaryota; Fungi; Ascomycota; Eurotiomycetes; Eurotiales; Aspergillaceae
Product: dynamin family protein
Exons: 4
Coding region: 1-2127 (708 amino acids)
Cellular component (GO): cytoplasm; membrane; microtubule
Molecular function (GO): GTPase activity; microtubule binding; GTP binding
Source: RefSeq, a predicted model, not a curated record
AUGGCCAUUUACCCUCCUGAUGUCGAUCAAGGCCUAGCCGAUCCAAUUUUACUUGAGAAAAUCGACAAGCUUUUCGCCUGCAAUAUUGGAAAUUACAUCAACCUUCCCCAGCUAGUUGUUGUGGGAGACCAGUCAAGUGGCAAAAGCUCUGUCCUAGAGGGGCUAACCCGAUUGGCAUUUCCUCGGGACAGCGGCCUGUGUACAAGGUUCGCUACUCAGAUUAUAUUUCGCCGGUCUAAACAUAGCGAGAGAACAAUUAUGGCUUCCAUAAUUCCGGAUUCCAACGUCGAGGAGACACAUGCAUCGAAAUUGAAGGACUGGAAAGGCAAAAACUUACAAUCUCUUGAUGUCGAGUCAUUCUCUGAAAUGAUGACGGAGGUUCAUACUCUCAUGGGAGUUUCUCGUUUGAAAGAUGACGGAUUACCUACUUUCUCUAAUCACGUAUUGCGAGUGGAGAUUUGUGGGCCGCAAGAGGAUCAUAUUAGUGUGAUUGAUGUUCCUGGAAUCUUUCGCAAUGUGAUACCCGGAAAAUCCACGAGGGAAGAUAAAAGUCUGGUACGCGACAUGGUACAGGCAUAUAUGAGAAAUCCUCGCUCUAUCAUGUUGACAGUGGUGCCGGCGAACGUUGACAUAGCGACCCAAGAGAUUAUUGAAAUGGCCCACGAGUUUGACCCUGAGGGCGAAAGGACACUUGGAGUUCUAACCAAGCCCGAUCUGGUAGACAGGGGCGCGGAGGAAAAGGUCAUUGAUCUCAUCAGAGGGAAAGAUAUGCAAGUAAGGCUCGGAUGGGUAGUUGUCAGAAACCUCGGACAGAGCGAACUACUGGGAGGUAUACAUCGAGAUGCAGCUGAAGAGAAGCAUCACAAAAAGCACCCUUGGAGCACUAUCGGCUGUGACAGCUUUGGGAUUGAUGCACUAAAGAUUCGUAUUCGGGUGACUGUGACCGCCAAUGCGCGCCAGGCUUUUUCAUCGGGAAUGAGCAAGAACCUCAGAGCCCGCCAAGUUAGCCUUCAGUCUCUUGGGCCGGAGCGGAACACAAUGGAGCAGCAAGUGCAAUACUUGCUUGGUAUUGUUUCCUCGUUUCAGAAUUUUACCAUGCAAGCAUUGGGGGCAAAUUACAGCUCGAAUGAUGCGUUCGAGAAUAUUAAAGCCCUCAGACUGGCUACUGAGGUUGUUGCAAGAAACGAAAAAUUCUCAGAAGAUCUAUCCCGGUGGGGUCAUUUGAUCAAUUUCAACAGCGCGUUGCCCCAACAAGCCGAUGCAAGCGACGUUGCUGGUAAUCAUCCAAAGUCAGGGAGAAGGCUUUUGCCCUCAAGAAAAGUAAAGGAUAUCCCUGAAAUUCAGGAUAUUCUGCCAGAAUCAUCCAGUGUAUCUCCUCCGCUAAGUCAUGAUAUUUGCUCCUGGAUAGGUGAUGAAUACCGCCAAUCGCGAGGCUUUGAAAUUGGAACAUUCAAUCACGUCCUUCUUUCGAGCCUAAUGAAGAAGCAGUCAUUGAAAUGGAUCUCCCUGGCGAAUGGAUACAUCGGUGAUAUCAUCACCAUUGUCCAUGGCUACAUUACCAACGGACUGAGACAGAUUUGUACUGACAGAAAAGUGUCUGAGAAACUGCUUUCCUUUCUGAUGGGCAAGCUGCGGGAAAGAUACCAAAGUGCGAUUGAUGAAGUUGAAUUUUUGCUUUUCAUUGAAAGAUCAAUAACCCCAAUGACGCUAAACCACUACCUCAAUGAUAAUCUGGAAAAAUGUCGCCAGAAACGCGCAAAUUCGAUGCAAGCAAAGAAAGCAUUCGACAGUCCAGAGGGAAAGGUAGUGCGUGUUGACGAUCUAAAUCAUCACCAAAACAUGAGUAAUGCCGAACAUGCUGUCCAAGACCUUCAGGAUAUCCUGGAAUCAUACUACAAAGUUGCGCGCAAGAGAUUUGUUGACAACGUUUGCAUGCAGGCAGCGGGUUAUUAUCUUAUGCAAGGGCCAAAUACCCCGAUGGGUUUGCUGUCACCCUCUCUGGUCAGCACACUGGGAAAAGAACAGCUUGACGCGAUUGCAGGAGAGGGGCCCACAUUGAAAGGGAAACGCGAGCAACUACAUAGGGAAAUAGCCGAUCUCUCCCUUGCAAGAGAUAUUUUACUAUGA